Molecule: messenger RNA, 909 nt
Organism: Tachyglossus aculeatus (Australian echidna)
Lineage: Eukaryota; Metazoa; Chordata; Mammalia; Monotremata; Tachyglossidae
Gene: TRAPPC6A
Product: trafficking protein particle complex 6A
Exons: 6
Coding region: 1-477 (158 amino acids)
Biological process (GO): regulation of GTPase activity; endoplasmic reticulum to Golgi vesicle-mediated transport
Cellular component (GO): cis-Golgi network; TRAPP complex; trans-Golgi network
Source: RefSeq, a predicted model, not a curated record
AUGGCCGAGGAGACCUUGUUUCAGCUGCUCCACACCGAGCUGGUGACCCGGGCCGCCCGGCGGGACCGGGACCCGCAGGGGGAGCAGCGACCAGCGCUGACCACCCUUGAGGGCAUGGGCUUCCGUGUGGGCCAGAGCCUCGCCGAGAGGCUGCCCAGGGAGGCCGCGCUGUUCCGAGAGGAGCUGGACGUGCUGAAGUUUCUGUGCAAGGAGCUGUGGGGAGCCGUCUUCCGGAAACAGAUCGACAAUCUGCGCACCAACCAUCAGGGGACCUACGUCCUGCAGGACAACCGCUUCGCCCUGCUGACCCAGAUGGCCAACGGUCACCAGUAUCUGGAGGAGGCCCCCAAGUUCCUCGCCUUCACGUGUGGUCUGGUUCGUGGGGCCCUGAGCACGCUGGGCAUCGAGAGCGUGGUGACCGCUGACGUGGCCCUGCUGCCCGCUUGUAAAUUCCAGGUGGUGGUCCAGAGACGGUGAGCUGCUGAGGCCGGCCCUUCCCCAACCGCCCUCCGCCCCUCGUCUCGUCCAUCCAUCUGUCCCUUCCCCUCUCUUCUCCUCCCGGCCCCAUCCCCGGGGCAGCUGCUGAGGCCGUGAGGAGGCCGGAAGCCCUGCCGGGAAGAUUUUCCUUUCCCUCCAUCCGGGGACCAGGGUGGCUGGUGGAGACCGCAGCCCCCGGAAUGCAAUGCUGCAAUCAGCCCAUGGCCACGGAGCACGUUGCGUGCUGGGACACAUGAGCCUGAGACUGCUCGGCCAGCAACCGCCAGCGUCUGCACCGCGCGGCUCCGUCUACCUCAGGAGUUCGUGGGGACCACGGGGAUCCGCGCGGGGUCUCGGUGCAGGGUGAGGGGUCACAGGGGAGCCCGGGCUCCCUCCAGCCGGUGUCUCAAUAAAGUUCGUGCUGCUAGUUGU